Trichosurus vulpecula (common brushtail) is the source of this 1467-nucleotide messenger RNA. Its product is annotated as C-C chemokine receptor-like 2. NCBI's taxonomy places the organism in Eukaryota, Metazoa, Chordata, Mammalia, Diprotodontia, Phalangeridae. Gene Ontology annotation, biological process: inflammatory response; immune response; G protein-coupled receptor signaling pathway. Gene Ontology annotation, molecular function: chemokine receptor activity. Gene Ontology annotation, cellular component: cytoplasm; membrane. The transcript is spliced from 3 exons. The coding region runs from base 372 to 1418 and encodes 348 amino acids. The record is from RefSeq and is a predicted model, not a curated record.
GUUCGGAUUGGCUGCAGCCCUGUCACCUCUGCGAAGGAAUAGUUCAGCUAUGAAGAAAGGAACUGCCUGACCUAAGCCAACCUUCAGCAGAAGCUUCUGAAGUCCUGAUGACUUUCUUGGAGGAGCCUCCAGUCUGCUUAUUUCAGGAAGUUACAAAGGCUGACCCACGGGUAAAAACUAAGAGAGAGAUGAAUUUCUUCCUGUUCUUCGGGGCUCAGAACUGGAGCUAUAAAUGACAGGAGUCUCAUUAUUUAGCAAAUGUAUUAUUCCUUUACAUAGCUCUUUUGGUGGUUGGUCAGAAAACAACUGAAUUUCACAUAGGAAGAUCUUUCUGAGUGAGAGAGAAAAGAUCAUUCACAAGACAGCCCAAGAUGGACAAUGACACUUCGACAACCUACUAUGAUGUUUUAAUAGAAGAUGACUUUACUGAUGACAUGACAGAACAGUGCCACAAACAUGAUGACAAAGUCUUCGCAGCACAAUUUCUGCCCCCGAUUUAUUCCGUGGUAUUUAUCCUCGGGAUGGUAGGCAAUGCCCUCUUUGUGCUAAUCCUGGUCAAACAUAAAAGACUCAAAGAGGUAGUGGAUGUCUUUUUCCUAAACACAGCCAUUUCUAAUUUCCUUUUCUUGGUCACCUUCCCUUUCUGGAUUCACACUGCAAUACACAGCUGGGACCUUGGAGAUACAAUGUGUAAAAUGACUUCUUGGUUUUACUCAGCGGGCUACUAUGGGUACACGUGUUUCCUGGUACUUUUAAUAAUACAUAGGUACCUGGCAAUUGUCCACGUGGGAAGAUUUCACUUGGCUGCCAAGAAGACCACCUAUGGCAUCAUUAUAAGUGCAUGGGGACUAGCCGUGCUAGCUGCUUUACCAGAAUUGGUGCUUUCCCAAGUUCAAACGGAAGGCAGAGAUUACAUCUGCCACUUUGUUCAGCCUCAUUAUCCUCUAGCAGAUGCGAAGUUCUGGAAGCACUUUCUGACUUUAAAGAUGAACAUUUUGGGACUUCUCAUCCCACUGUUUGUUGCUGUCUUCUGCUAUGGGAGAAUUAAAAAAACAUCAAGAUAUAAAGAGAAAAAGUACGGACUUUUUAGACUUAUUUUUGUCAUGACACUUGUUUUUAUGGGGCUGUGGACACCUUACAACCUAGUGCUUUUCCUUAUGACUUUUCAAGAGCACUUGAACCUGAGCGAUUGUGAGAGUAGCUAUCACCUGGACAAAGCGGUCCAAGUAACCAAAAUUAUUGGCAACACUCACUGCUGCAUUAAUCCUGUGGUCUAUGGGCUUCUAGAAGAGACAGUUCGCAGACGUCUCUACUGCCUUUUCCAUCUCCAAAAUAACACUGAAGGUCAUCCGAGGGAAGGACCAGAACAUCAAUCGCCAAUAGCGAAAGGAUCUCAGUACCAUUCCACUAGUUUUUAAACUAUACUCAGUGUAGGCUGAAUAAAUAAAAUUCCCCUGAUUUCAUUUA